UUUUAGUCGUAAUAAAUCCAUCGGGAAAGGCGAUGCCCACGACGCGGGUGCACGUCGUCCCCGGCCUCUCGACGACCUCGUCGCGCCAUCGCGUCAAGCGCAAUGUGCUCGGCUUUGUUGUAAGCAUGACCAUGCUCGUCAACAUCUUCUCCAUGCCGAUGAAAGCGUACUUUUCCGAGCUCCCGCCGUGGGCGACCCUCUCGACACCCCCGACGUACGCCAACGACUCGGACUUUAGCCGGUACACAUUGGCCAAUAUGCAAGCGGCGUACAAUGAAGCGACGCUACCCCCCGACGUGUACUACGACGACAUGCGCCGGAGCGUCCAGGUCAUGCGUCAAGUCGUGAUUAUGGACACUGUCGUCUCGGACGACGACUGCCUCGCGCGGUUUCUUGUCGGUAAACCCAUCGCCUUGUACUAUGGCGUCAACAUCCGGAAUGUGCUGUGCGCGUUCGCGGCCGCCAACCACUCGCAGGACACGACGAUGGCGUCCUGGGACCGCCACGGCGCGUGCAUGCACUUUACGUACAUGUCAUUUCUGAUUGGCCACAACUGCGUCUGGCUGCGCGCUGGCAACGAAAUCGACGGCUCGAACGCGCUACGAACGUAUACGAUUGUGGCUGCCCAUGCCGUGUAUGAGUUCAAGGCGUGGUACUGGUUCAAGUUUGUCUACCGCGUGUGUCUCUCCUGCUUUGUGCUGUACCUCAUGUGGACCAAGUACUACGUUCACUGCCUUGCGCUCGAAGACACUCUCAAGCGGUACGGGCACCGCGACAAUAUCGACAAACCGGGUCGCUGGCGCUGCGAGGUCGUGUACGGCGACCCGACCGCCAUCAUCCUCAUGCACCCAAGCGUCACGGCCUUCUUCUUCCUCGACUGCUGGUUUAGCGUCGAGACCCUCUCGGUCGCCAUCCCAAGAGCGUCCCAGAGCGCCGACAUCGGAAUCAUGCUGCUCGGCUUCAUGUAUCUCUCACGGACCGUAUGGUAUGCGUACGCGGCCAUGUGCGUGACUGCAGCGAUCCUCAAGCGCCGCCGCAACGAGCACGCAUUCGCCGAAGUCGACCCGACGAUCGUUGCGGUCGCUGCGACCUUGUACGGGCCCGCGAUCACGUGGGCGAUGGGCAACUACUACGGGCUUCUCGCGGCAUAUAUUUACCUCUUCCAGUGCACGCUGCCGGCAGCCGCCAAGGGCUACUACAUCGAGGGCGGUCUUUGCUCGGUCCUCUAUACGAUUAGCAUUGCGUGCAUCCCCAUCCUGUACGGCUACGUUUCGGCGGCAUGGUGUCGGGGCGGCGCCCGGGUCCAAACACUCUCGAGCCUCACGUCCGUGUAUGCGAGCUUCCGCUACAACAGCGUCAAAACCAGAGCGCUCUUUGCACUGCUGCGAUGGAUGUACCCCGACACGAACGCCCGCGUGCCCGAGAUUGGCGGCUCCGUCUACACCCUCUUUCGUCGAAACGCGCGCUACAAGCGGUCGCCGACGAUUGGGUUUCGAAGCGUCGACGUCUUUGUCUACUGCUACAAGGACAAUGUGCUCGUCGAGCGUCUCCGCCUCAGCUUGCUCGAGAGCUUGGACCGGAAUCUCACGACACCAUCGCUCGCUGUACUGGACGCCACGACGCCGUCCGACUUCAACUUGAACGUUCUCGAGACCACGCAGCCGCCACGGCUGGCGCGUGCGCGUCGACCAACGACUUGGUGUCUCUAGUCGUCAUAUGUCGACUACGCUCUUUUCCGACUAUAAACCUGCCACCCCGUGCAGGUUUAGCAUCGCAUUCUUGUCUCAUAGUCAUUUUCGGCUUAUCGAUAGAGUAGAAAAAACACUAAAAUACUAGAAUGCAGGUAUCGCAAUUCAUGUUUAGUGGAAAA
Molecule: messenger RNA, 1870 nt
Organism: Saprolegnia diclina VS20
Lineage: Eukaryota; Oomycota; Saprolegniomycetes; Saprolegniales; Saprolegniaceae
Exons: 4
Coding region: 33-1709 (558 amino acids)
Source: RefSeq, a predicted model, not a curated record